Molecule: messenger RNA, 938 nt
Organism: Triticum dicoccoides
Lineage: Eukaryota; Viridiplantae; Streptophyta; Magnoliopsida; Poales; Poaceae
Product: probable carbohydrate esterase At4g34215
Exons: 2
Coding region: 62-664 (200 amino acids)
Source: RefSeq, a predicted model, not a curated record
CGCCUCCCCGCCGCUCCACGCCGACAUCGACACCCACAAGACCUGCGGCCUCGGCCCCGCCAUGCCCUUCGCGCACCGCAUCCUCCUCUCCUCCUCCUCCUCCUCCUCCUCUCCGUCCUCCCUCCCGGCGCCCUCCACCGUCUCCGACCCCGGCGGCGAGGAGGACCGGCUGGUGCUCGGCCUCGUCCCCUGCGCGGUCGGAGGCACCAGGAUCUGGAUGUGGGCGCGGGGCCAGCCGCUCUACGAGGCCGCCGUCGCCAGGGCGCGCGCGGCCGUGGCGGGCGGUGGCGGGGCGCUCGGCGCCGUGCUGUGGUUCCAGGGCGAGAGCGACACCAUCGAGGUCGACGACGCCCGGGCCUACGGAGGCAAGAUGGAGCGCCUCGUCGCCGAUCUCAGGGAAGAUCUCGGCUCGCCCAAUCUGCUCGUCAUCCAGGUUGGUCUUGCAUCAGGGGAGGGGAAUUACACCGACAUCGUAAGGGAUGCUCAGAGAAGUAUCAAUCUUCCCAACGUGAUUCUCGUCGAUGCCAUGGGCCUGCCGCUCAGCGAUGAUCAACUGCACCUCUCCACGGAAGCUCAACUCCGGCUCGGUGAAAUGUUGGCGCAAGCCUAUCUCGAAUUCGAGUCGUCGAGAGAUCCCAAAGCUAUAGAAUCACUGCAUCAAUAACAUUAUCUGAUUUGCUAGGUGUAGAUACCAUUAUUCUUUGGGACAUCCUGUUGUAGAGUGUAGAUGAAUGUACAAACAAGGGAAGAUCUGCCCACAGGCGCACUGUCGCUCACUAUACCGCAAUAACAAACGGAUUCCUGUACAAGUUUAGCUCAAACUGUUGCGCAAGUGAUGUACAUUUGGGAGAAGAGAACAGAGCUCUGUUUGUUGGAACUUGGAAUAAAGCUGAAGAGCAUUUGUGGUGGGAUUCUGAUAACAUCCCCAUUAAAUUUUA